GGUCGCGCACAUCUUGCCGCUGGUUAUCAAUCCACUCUCCUCGUCAAAGUGUAACACGCCAUACUCACCUACAGAAAAAGUGUUCUCCUCGAUCAAGAGAUAUGCGUAUGCUUCGGAGAGCCAAGGUGGCACCUGCUACCCGGAGAGUAACGUUAGAAGCUUUCCCAGAACGUGAUGAGAUUCUAAGGUCUAAAUUUGACAAGAAAUUUCCUGUGCUAGUACGCGUUACAGCACCGGACACAUCCGACGGCACACACGUGGACUUGGUGGCAGUGCUUGACAUGAGCGCAAGCAUGACAAGAGACAGGCUUGAGAAUGUGAAGGAAGCCAUGCUAGCCGUGAUAAAAGAUCUUGGCCCGAGAGAUCGUUUCUGUAUGCUACCAUUCAGCAGCGAAGUGCAGAGCCGUACAGAACUCACGGAAAUGUCUCUUAAUGGUAAAGAAGCUGCAAGCUCUAUGGUCCAAAAUUUAGUCACCGGGGGGAAGAGUGACAUGGGUGCAGCACUGCAGCUAGCUGCAAAAGUUCUGAAUGGCAGGAAAAUGCAUGACUGCAUCAACCGCGAAUGCUUAACUGUCUUCAUCUCGGCCGGCAAAGAUGAUUCGGUCUACACAAAGCCAAUCAACCAUGGAUUCCCGGUUCACACCAUUGGUUUAGGUAGCGAGCAUGACCCUAAGGUAAUGCACGACAUCGCUCAAACCACACAUGGCACAUACUCUUAUAUAGACAGGGACAUGGAUGCUACGGGGUCUACUCUCAGGAAGUUGGUCCAGGUCCAGAAAGCUGUCAGCGCAAGGAACACGGAGAUCAAGUUACAAGCUCAUGAGGGUGUCACAAUAUUGUCCAUCGAGUCUGGUGGCCACAAGAGUGUCCCUAGCGAGACGUCUGGUGUGAUUAAGAUCAGCCGCCUGUAUGCCAGUCAGGUCAGCAGUUUCAUCGUCUACCUCGCAGUCAAACAGGGGAAGAGCCCCGGAUUAAAGCAGAUACUAACAUCUGGCGGUGGUAGCAAGAUGGAGCUGAUGACCGUCAGCGUUACAAAUGAAGGUGUUCCUGGUUUUUUGACCGGGGAAGGUGUUCCUGUUGACAAGCUGGGUGUGUCAGUCAAACGGCCAGAGGAAAGCCCUGGUGGUUCGGUUUGUCCUCUGGUUGCAGCGGAACUUUACCGCCUUGCACUGGUGCUUGCUAUCUCUACCCUGGCAGAACCUACUGCGGAUGGUUUGCAGAAAAUACGGAAUAAGUACCUCACAUCUGAACAGCACCGCAUGUACAGCAAGUGGGAGUUCGAGAAAGAUAUCUCGGAAAUGCAGAAGGGUAUUUCUGAUCCCAACAAGCACAAGAUGCAGGGGCUUCCAUACAUGCUCUCUUGGCUAUCGUCUCACAAUUGGCAGCGUCCAACAGCCAAGGGUUCACCACAUAUGUCUGAUAAUUUCUUACCAACAAGUACAAUGCAACAACAACACCAACAACAUCAACAACAACAACAUUAUCGGCAACAAAAACAUCAUCAACAAGCAAUGUUUACAGAAAUAUUACUGUUGCUUCCUUGUGCCAUAUCAGCUUUGGUCAUUUUGCUUCUGGCUGUAUUCUUCGGUCUCCAUACUGCAAUACUGAACCUGAUGCAAUCCCUGCACAUGAGGAUAUUGUCCAUCAUCGGGACAACGGUUAUAAACCAUGUCAUGCAGUAUUUGUACUCGGCGGUGAUGUACUCAAGCAUCCUCGGAUCAUUUUCCUUGUUUAUUCCGUCAGGAAUUGCCUCAUCAAUCCCUGUUCUCCAGCAGAAAGCUGAGGGAGUAGACACAGUGGAUAUUAAGGUUUUCACCAAUACCUUUCUUCCAGAGGGUGCCAACAUGGCUGCAAAUCCAAAGACUUGUGGAGGAACAGCUGGCAUGUUAAGCGGCAAAAUUACAGUGCAAGGCGGUUUGGUUUUCACAAGCUAAAGUUCUCAACUACACAUGCAAUAAGUGAACGAUUCCCCCACAGUUGGAGCAUGCUCGAGAGCUUGCAAUCAUGUAUCGGUUCAUAUGUGAAGACAUUUUAUCUCCGUUGGUUAUUGUUUAACUUUUAUUUUUAUUAUCAAGCCAUGCUACUUGGCAAAUGUACCUUGUUAUAUGUCAGUGAUACAUUGAUAUGUCCUAUGGGAAAACACUGGGGUAAUUACAUCACACCCAUAUUCAUGUUCUUAUUGUCUAUUUAAUAAAUUGUUAUUUCA
Molecule: messenger RNA, 2206 nt
Organism: Lolium perenne
Lineage: Eukaryota; Viridiplantae; Streptophyta; Magnoliopsida; Poales; Poaceae
Source: RefSeq, a predicted model, not a curated record